AUGAGAUUGAUCACAUCGGAGACCCAGAUGACAUGGGUUCUGAACCAGUAUUCCCUGACCCAAUGUGAUUUUGACUACGCGCCUGAUCUUCCCUUUGUUACCAGCGAGCCGCUGCAGAUGCUCCUGUACACGGCAGAUGACUUCUACAUAGGCCGUGCGUGUCUGUCUGAUGGCACGCAGAGCGAAUGUAGUGCCAGUGAAAGUCACUCAGAGCGAUUGUGCUGCUGUCUAGGUCCUGGCGAGGAUAUUGAGGUGGUAUGCCAGGUGCCCACUACCACCACGACAACUGUCACUCGAACGACUAGCACAUCCACCUCCGCAACCCUCACAACAUCCACUUCUACGUCCGUGACAGACACUAGUACCUCCAUUUCGUCUACUUCGACAUCAACGAGCACACUGAGCACGACGAGCCAAACAACAACAUCUAGAACUUCAACAUCAUCAACUCAGACGACCACUUCAUUCAUUUCGACAUCUUCAACCUUCACAACGGAGUCGACGACAAGCUCCACCUUCACCACGCGAACAAGCACGACCGCCACCUUCACCACAACGACGAUGACGACCACAACCGGAAUGACCACUGAGCUCCUCUUUGAGAUCUUCGCCGGUGGUACCGUGCUUAUUGUUAGCACCAAUGCUGGAUUCAGCGUCGGCGACAUGAUCAAGAUAGCUCGAGCUAGCCAACCCAACAGGUUCUACGAAUAUGUCGAGAUUACGGCCUUCGGGACCACAACUAUCAGUUCCAGGCGGCUGGCAACCUACACCACGUUUACAAUUUCGCCGCCGUUGCAGAACCGCUAUGGUCCAGGAGCGAGCAUCCAAAACUUUGGGCCGGCGGCUUCCUUCACAGGGGGCGACCCAGUUACCUAUUUCGGUGGGAACAAGUGGAAGUUUUGGCUGCCUUUGCGAGAAGAGCUUCUGCUGCUGGCGACGCCAGAUUUGCGGCUCUACGGCAGUGUCUUCCCAGGACCACAGUAUGACCAGCAGUGGUUUGACUACUUCAUGGUCACCUUUCCAGAUGACGUGCCCAUUGCAACUGUCCGUGUGAAGCCGCCCUCCAACCGCUCUCUGGCGGCCUCGCGGCGCUGUAGCUCAGGGCGAUUUGAGAUGCUGGACAUUACCCUCGGACAGAGCAACAAGCCCUUGAAGGAGAUGCGCAAGAUGGAGUACACGGCGAAAUCUGUACGCUUUGAGGUCAACUGUCGAAACCAG
Molecule: messenger RNA, 1218 nt
Organism: Symbiodinium pilosum
Lineage: Eukaryota; Dinophyceae; Suessiales; Symbiodiniaceae
Source: the annotation of a GenBank genome assembly